This is a messenger RNA of Osmerus eperlanus (European smelt), 5243 nucleotides long. RefSeq names its product sushi, nidogen and EGF-like domains 1 (gene sned1). Lineage: Eukaryota; Metazoa; Chordata; Actinopteri; Osmeriformes; Osmeridae. The record is from RefSeq and is a predicted model, not a curated record. Gene Ontology annotation, molecular function: Notch binding; calcium ion binding. Gene Ontology annotation, biological process: cell-matrix adhesion; Notch signaling pathway.
UGAAUCCCAUGGGGGUGGAGCCGGAGCUGAAAGAACUCCUUUGGCAGGCAGAAUAGAGCUUUUAUUGAGGAUAUUUCUAAGCUAACCAUCAGGGACCAAAUCGUUGGAUUGUAAAAAGAAAAAAAAAAAAAAAAAACCUGGCCGAAUCACUCUGCUCUCCUUUUUUCACUCUUUCCCUCACUGCAUCUGUGCGAGACGGAGCGACACAGCAGCAGCAGCACCAGCAGCACCAUGCAAGGACUCUAUCCCCCCGACUCCAAAUCACAGAACAACUAGCUGGGGCAGGAGCCCAGAGAGAGAGAGAGAGAGAGAGAGAGAAAGAGAGAGAGAGAGAGGGAGGGAGGGAGAGAGAGAGUGAGAGAAGAAAGCAGAGAAAGACAGAAGCAGAGAGACAGAGACACAAGUCAGAAGAAGACAGAGAGGUGGAGGUGACCUGUCCAGUCCUGUCCUCUGGGUGUCUCAGGUACCCCCCUCCCUCCCUGCUCCUCCGUCCCCCCGUCCCCCCGUCCCUCCGUCCCCACCAUGCUGGGGGUGUCCCCCCUGUCGCCCUGCUGCCUCUGGCUGCUCUCCCUGCUCUCCUUGGGCCUGCUGCCCCGCGCAGAGCCCUCCGUUCCCCUGGAGGAGUUCUACCCCUUCGGACCGGAGCAGGGGGACGCCCAGACCCCCUCCCAGGACGACGGGGGCUCGGGGCUGCUGCAGAUCUCCGAGGCGUUCCCCUUCUUCGGAGACCGGCACACAGGACUCUACGUGAACAACAACGGGCUGGUGUCCUUCCUGAGAGAGGUGUCCCAGUUCACCCCCGUGGCGUUCCCCAUCGCUGGCGACCGCAGGGUGCUCGCUCCCUUCUGGGCGGACGUGGAUAACCGUCGGGCUGGCCAGGUGUUCUACCGGGAGAGCAGGGUCCCCGAGGUGCUGAAGAGGGCCUCCACACACAUCAGGAUGUACUUCUCAGAGUUCCCAGAGUUCAGCGCCAACUGGGUCCUCGUGGCCACCUGGCACCAGGUGGCCUUCUUUGGAGGGAGCGCUCUUGUACAGGUGAACACCUUCCAGGCAGUUCUCAUCACAGAUGGAGACCUGUCCUUCACCAUAUUCCAGUACCACCUGGUCUCCUGGACCACGGGCAUGCACGCUAGCAGCGGGGGAAACCUGGCAGGGCUGGGGGGCAUCGCUGCCCAGGCAGGUUUCAACGCUGGUGACGGCAGGCGCUACUUCAACAUCCCUGGCUCCAGGACGGAGGACGUGGUGGACGUGGAGGGCACCACCAACGUGGGUUACCCCGGGCGAUGGGUGUUUCGCAUCGACCACGCCCAGGUGGAGGUGGGCGGCUGCAACGACUCCGCCUCGGUGUGCCUCCGCCUGCGGCCGUGUGAGAAUGGAGGCCGCUGCAUCGAUGACUGCAUCCCAGGAAAGCCCUCCUUCACCUGCUCCUGCCUGGCCGGCUUCACCGGCAGACGCUGUCAGAUAGAUGUGGAUGAAUGUGCCUCCUACCCAUGCCAAAAUGCAGGGUCUUGUGAAGACCAGGUGAAUGCCUUCAGCUGUCGCUGUCCUCGGGGCUACACAGGGACGCUGUGUGAGACAGACAUGGACGAGUGCAGAGCCGGGCCCUGCCUCAACGGAGCACGCUGUCUGCAAGCCGUCGCCAACUUCACCUGCGUGUGUGAGCGCGGCUAUGCUGGAGCACUGUGUGAGAUAGACCUGGACGAGUGUGCGUCCCAGCCGUGUGUGAAUGGAGGCGUGUGUGCGGACCAGGUGGAUGGAUACACCUGCAGCUGUCCUGCCCGCUUCACAGGGGCACACUGUGAGACAGAACUGGUUGCGGUGCAGGUGAAUUCAUCCUCCAGUCAAGCUGAAAAUCAAACAGCGUCGUGUGGAGGAGAGGGGUGUGGGCCAAGGCAGACCUGUCUCUACAGCAGCCCUGGCAGCUACAACUGCACAUGCAACCCCGGUUUCUACGGUGACAAGUGUGAAGAGGAGUGUCUAUGCCAGAAUGGAGGGCUGUGUUUGGACUUGAAUGGAACUUGUGAAUGCCCCUCUGGCUACACAGUGUACUGCCAACUUGAGGUGACCCAGACCCCCUGCAGUAACAGCAGGCCGUGUCCAGAUGGAGGUCCCUGUCUGGAGUAUGGAGGAACCUACCUGUGUACCUGCCAUACAGGUGUGCUGGAGCUGGACCCCAACCCCUACCCCUAUGUACAGCCUCGAUCCGUCUGUGAGUCCGGCCCGUGUGAGAAUGGAGGCUUCUGCUACGAGCGAGACGGAGGGUACAGCUGCGAGUGCAAACACGGAUACCGUGGCAAGAACUGUGAGAAAGUCAGAAACGCCUGUGCCUCGGCUCCGUGUCGUAACGGAGCCUCCUGCAAGGAGGCCGAGGGCAGCUACCUCUGUGUGUGCUCCUACAGGUUCACAGGGAAGCACUGCGAAGUGGGAAAGCCUGACCCGUGUGUGUCCAGCCCCUGUGUGAACGGGGGCACCUGCUUCCACUACAUUGGGAAGUACAAGUGUGAGUGUCCCGCUGGCUUCAGCGGGCGCCACUGUGAGGUCAGACACUCCGCCCACACUGCCGCAGGGCCAGACUGCGGCCCUCCUCCCCUCCUGAAGCACGCUGAGGUCCACUUCUCCUCCAGCGCUGCGGGCUCCCUGGCCGUGUACACCUGCCACCCUGGCUACAGCCCCCUGCCCAGGGCCACACACAGCAUCUGUGGGGGCCAGGGGGCCUGGAGCCAGCCCCCGGACUGCCAAGAGGUGGACGAGUGUGUAUCCCAGCCCUGCCUGAACGGAGCCACGUGCCUGGACAGGGUGCACUCCUACCUGUGUGCCUGUGACAAGGGCUUCACCGGGAUCCACUGUCAGACAGACGUAGACGAGUGCCUCUCUGAGCCGUGUGAACAUGGUGGCACCUGUGAGGACCAGUCGGGCUCCUUCCUUUGCCACUGUCCGCCUGGACACAGCGGGCAGCACUGCCAGAUCGAGGAGGAUGGCUGUGAGUCCGCCCCCUGUCUGAACGGAGGGGUGUGUCGCGGAUACCGUCAGACACCCCUGUGCGUGUGUAAAGAGGGUUUCCUAGGCGACCGCUGCCAAACACUGGAGAACCCCUGCGUACUGCAGCCUUGUGGAAACCGUGGGUUGUGCAGGAGUGACUGGAGGGGGAACUACAGCUGCGCCUGCAGAGUGGGUCACACAGGGAAGGCCUGUGAGAAAGACCUGCUCCCCCCCUCCGGCCUGCGCAUGCUGCGUGUGGAGGAGAGUGAGGUGGAGCUUCUCUGGGACCAGCCCGACCCCCAGAGCCUGGUCAGCGCCUUCGCCGUCACGUACGCCCCCCUGGAGGGCGGGGCCAGGAAGACGGACUUCCUGGACGGGCAGCAGUCCAGCCACCUGCUGCAGGGCCUCGCCCCCGGCCUCCUCUACAACAUCUCCACUUUCUCUGUCAAACGCAACGCCAACAGCAACGACGUCAGCCAGCCGGCUGUGGCGCUCAUACGCACACGGCCGAGGAGGGUGGAGCAGCUGCAGGCGGUGAAUGUGUCGUCCUCUCAGGUGUGGCUCCGCUGGCUGGUUCAGGCCGCUCACCACGCCGCCGUCAGCCAGGUGCGCGUCUCUCUGGUGCCCCCUGGUGGCAGCGGGGCCCGCACCGCCCUGCUCAACACCUCCACCACCGAGUACACCUUCAGCUCCCUGCUCCCUGGUCAGCUGUACAGCGUGGACGUGUUGACCCAGAGUGGGGUGAGGCCAGACGAGUUCCCCUCCACCAGUCACUCCGCCGGGCCGCUGCAAGUCUGGACCAGGCCCCUUCCCCCUCAGAACCUCUCCCUGUCCCAUGUGACCACCAACUCCGCCCACAUCACCUGGGACCGCCCCCCUGUGAACCUUCCAGACGGCUUCGUGGUCAACGUGACCCGCGGUUUGAACACCCGCAGCCGCUUCCUGGCCAGCGGGCGCCUGGGGGCGUACACCCUGCGGGACCUCAGCCCCAGCCAGCACUACCACCUGGUGCUCACCGCCGUCACCAACACAGGCCCGGGCCAGCUGCACAGCCUGCCCCAGCACCUGGCCUUCACCACCUUGCCGAUGGACGAUGGUCUGGGGAGGAGGGCGAGGCCGGCGGGGGGUGAGGGGGGCGUCCGAACCCUGACCCCGUCAGAGCCCCAGGACCUGGAGGUGACGGGGGAGAGAGAACUGACGGGGGAGAUGAGCAGAUACACGGAGCUGAAAGACAGCAGAGGAAGAAUCACGGCCCGGUUCUCUAACCUGCCCUGGAAGGUUCUCAGGCACCGCACAAAGCCAGAACCUCCAAUUAAGUUAGAGAGAAUGGAGGAAACAACCAAUAAAAUCAGUCUUGCACUAGAGAUUCAGGAAGAAGGAUCUAGAAGACAGCCAGAGGGUUCCCGGGACUGCCGCGGUGUUCCCUGCCAGAACGGGGGAACCUGUGUGAAGGGGAGCGACGCUUUCAUCUGCGACUGCCCCAGCGGCUUCAAGGGCAGGCAGUGUGAGCUGUACUGCCAGCGGGUGCCUCACCCCUGCACCCGCCUCUACUCAGAGACCAAGAGCGUUCCUGUCUGGGAGGGAAGCGUGUGUCGUUACCUGUACAAGAGGACGUAUAAAGUUCAGCAGGAUGUGUGCUAUCGAGAGAUUUGUGAUCCACUGCUCCCCAAGAAAAGCCCUAACAGAAGAACUAACAGACAACAAUAAUGAUAACUCCUGGUGGACCAGGCCUCAACGCAGCUCCGAGGAGGAGUGAGGCGGCUAAAAAUCUUCUGGAGAACUAACCGAGAUCUGCAAAAUGGGUUGAUAACUGUCCAGACUCAACACCUUGUGUCAAAUAUUUAUAUUUUUUUCUUAAACACGAUAAACAGUCCACUGUAGUGAACCUGUAUCAACACAACACAAGCAUACCUCACUGGGAACACAACACAAACUGACACAUUGGGAAGUUCUGUUUUUGUAUACAUGAAGAUGCAGUUUGGUCCUUCAGGGAAAUGUGUGUCAGGCUGCCCGAGUUUUCACCCUUGAUAAAUUCAGAUUGCCUGUAUUUUUUUUAUCUUUUCGUUUUUUUUCCGUUUUUUUUUUUUUACCACAAGUCAAACUGUUUCCUUCUUCUCAAAGAUCAGUUCUCAACAUCAUACUGGAAAACAUGUCAUGGCCUGUCGUCAUGUCUCAAAGCCAACCUCACUGCUAGCUAUCAUGUAAAUACUGUUUAUAGGCUGUUUUGUAGGUGAAUAUUUUAAUAAUAAAAACGUGAAAAUUGA